AUUCCAUUCGUUAAAAUUUCUUAAAAUCAAGAACGAUAUUAUUUUUUUUUUAAACAAAUAUCCGCAAAGAUGCCUCGAUAAAGUAAAAGUUGCAAAGCUUUCACCAUUUAUUUCCGUCGACUUUUAUGAAAGAAAGUCUGGUCAACGUUUGGUUAAUAAACGUUAUUAAACGAUUCCGCGUGGAAAACCAUCACAAUGGGAGAAAAGAGAGUUUGACGCGAGAUGCACAAUAAGAUAACCGCUUUACGGUUUGACGGGAAGACGAAAUGCCUGCUUAUAAAAAUUACUGUCCCCAACGAGCACGAUGCCAUUUUGAUACAUCGUGUCGUGGAAUCAGCGCGCUAUCCCUCUCUCCAUAAGAAAAACUUCUUUUUCAAAUGUAUUCGUACGAUGGACAAUUUGAUUUGAAAUAGAAUUUGUUGAAUUCGACAGUUUAGCUUUGCUCGUUUAGCGAUUUUAUUAAAUAUUAAAACCAGGAACAUGUUGAAUGGGAAAAUUUUGAUUGUAUUUGGAUUGGUGAGUUAUGGAGUUUUUGCCAGAAAUGCGGAUAGCAAUCGUGAGUUUCUUAAAGAGGCGAGUAACAAGAAACAUGGUGGCUCUAUGUUGAUGGAGAUAGCGAAGGAGAUUGUGCAAAGAUCUUCGACCAGCAGCCAGGUGUUGAAUCUAAAUUUAUCAAAUUUGUUAUUGCUUUUGGUGUUGAAAGCGGUCGUUUUUAGUGCUGGAUAUUUAGGACAUCAUGGUUACAAAGGGCGUGAAUUGUGGGACGAAGAAAACGUAGUAUCCGAAGGUGAAGCUACACUGGCAUUGGGAUAUUUAAUGGGAGAUAGUUGUCUGUAUAGAGCAGCUUGUGAAGAACCUCACAUUGCGAAGGAAUAUUUAAGAGCUGCGGAAAUAAUAAUCGAAACAAUGAAAUUGUUGCCACACGGUUUGUUGAUUGAAGGAACGCACGAGAAAACAUUGGCAGAAAUUCGAAAAGCCAUCGAGCAUGGUGUUACAGAUGGGUGUCCGCCUGAAUAUACUUGCAAAAAGGAGAAUAUUAAGAAUUUCUUGAAAAAAAAUAGAAAGUGAAAGUAUAGGGAUAUAAAUAAUUUCUUUCGAAAGAACCUGUAGUAUUACUUGAAUAUUAAUAUUUUAAUAU
Messenger RNA from Apis florea (little honeybee), 1138 nucleotides. RefSeq lists its product as uncharacterized. The record is from RefSeq and is a predicted model, not a curated record. Lineage: Eukaryota; Metazoa; Arthropoda; Insecta; Hymenoptera; Apidae.